This is a messenger RNA of Diatraea saccharalis (sugarcane borer), 3219 nucleotides long. The record is from the annotation of a GenBank genome assembly. Lineage: Eukaryota; Metazoa; Arthropoda; Insecta; Lepidoptera; Crambidae.
AUGAAGAAUCGACACGAUAUGUCGAAGUUGGCGUCGGUACUGUUCGUGGUCCUGUGCCACUUGACAUGCAUCGUCAAGAAGUUGGUGUUCCAUUUGGACGCGCACCGCAUCGACGAGAUCAUCGCCAGUCUGGACGGUAGGUAUAGUAAUUUAGCUCUUUUUCUUACACAUAAUGAAGCGUGGGGUAGUACUCGUAGAUGGGGGUUAGAAGCACCCUUAGGCUUCAGGUAAAAAUAGUUAUAACAAUAUUUAUUUUUUUAUUCUCAGGUGUAGGUAGACAGAUUCGCUUGUUAUGAUCUUUUUGACUUCUGUUGGGAAGACUUAUGUUUAAAGUUGUAAAAGAGAUUUAAUGUCGAGAUUAUGGGGUCGCAGUGUCACGGGCAGGGCAGAGGCUGAUAAGGGUGUAGAUCCGACGUAAGCUCCGGUCAACAGCACCGGUGAACCACGGAGAAGAACCAUGUGAAAUAAAGACAGUCUCUGAACAGAAGUUCAAUAAGUCCAGCCACCUGUGGUCUGGAAAUAAAUAAGAUAGCUGCAGUUGCUAUAGCUUCCAUAAAAUCCACUCCAAUUUUUAGCAGACAAAAUAAAAUACCAAAUCUGUAAGGUAGAAAGAUAUUAAAAUGUUAAAUGUGCGUAUUCUCAGGACUUCGUUUUGUUACAAUAAUUAUUUAUAUUGAAUUUUAUGACUGUUAAUAUUACUUAAAGUACAGCAAAAAUUCUAUAAUAUUUCCUUAAAUAUCUAUUUCAUCUUUAUUGAAAUAGAAUAAAAAUAUUUUCGCACAUUAGGCUAAGAACUAGAUUUUCACCUCAGAAUUAAUGUUCAAUGAAAUCAAUAUUAUAAAACAAUGAAAUAGUUUGAGAAUUCAAAGUUUUUUAUUGGACUUGUGAUUUAAAAUUACUUGCAGGUAAUAAAUAACUUGAAAGCAGGCAGUAAAAACUAAAGAACUUAGAACACUCAACCGAUUUCGGAGUUAUGAACACACUCAAAAAUAUAUGAAAAACACUUAAAAAUGAAGUAUUGCAGCGCAAGAGGUCGUCUUUAUGCUAAUUCGCCAUCAGGCGUCGCGCUGCGUUCGUAUGUCUGCCUACCUCCAUACAAUAAUUGUAACCAGUGUACCUCCAAUUAUUUUAUAUGAUUAUUUUUUUUUAAAUAUUUUAAUAGAAGUUUAUAUGUAUCAAAACGUAAAAAGCAAUGAAACGUAUCAGAUAAACAUGCGAAAGACAGACAAAAAGUUUAUUACAAUUCACAUAAUAGUUGGUUGCGCAGAGGCAGUGUACAAUUCUAGAGGCGCGCGACACCGCACGAUGCUGCGGGACACCGCGCUCAGCGCCAUACAACUGCUGCGCCCGUACGUGGGGUGCGCUGUGGCCACGUGUGUGCUGUGGAUCAUGUUCCCAUUAGUGUACCGACUGCAAGGACAUCAAAUAGAAUUUCACUUUUGGGUUCCUGUCAACUACAAUCACCCGCUUAUAUUCCCAGUGGUGCUGCUAUAUUCUUUUUACGUCACAAAUUUGGUGGCCAUAGGGAAUCCAACGAUGGACGCUUUCAUUGGUACAAUUCUAAACCAGUGCAAAACUCAACUCAAUAUCCUGCGAAUGAAUUUCGAAGACCUGCCCGAGCGAGCUAAAGCGCUGGCCGUCAACUCGACGACUUAUGAGAUGGCGCUUAGGAAAUUAUUUUUAGACUGUAUACGGCACUUCGAAAAGAUUUCUGAGACAAUGGAUCAGUUGCUGAGUGUGUUUGGUUUCGCUGUGUUGGUUCAAUUCGCGGUAGGCGGCUGGACCGUGUGCAUGGCUGCCUACAAGCUAGUCAGCGUAAACGUGAUGAGCUUUGAUUUCGCUUCUACAACUUUAUUUCUAAUUUGUAUCCUGAUAGAGUUGUUCCUGUAUUGUUACUAUGGGAAUGAAGUAACAGUAGAGAGUGACCGCGUGGUGCAGUCUAUCUACAGCAUGGAUUGGUUGCACGCGCCGCUCUCGUUCAAGCGUUCCGUGGUGCUGACUAUGGAGCGCGCCAAGCGGCCGCUGCGUCCCACCGCGGGGCACCUCAUACCUUUAUCUCUAGAUACUUUUGUGACGUGGUGUGGUGGUGUCAGGUCGUCGGCAGGCCGCAGUGUAGUCCCGCACUUGCACAUUCUUCGUGUGUGCGGGUUCUGCCGUUUACGGCCACACUUUGACAUUCACAACGGCCCGCCCCCGCGCCUCCUCGACCGGCUCAUGAGACGUGUGCAUGCCAUCUACUGCACUUGCGCACUUAUUUUUACAUCUAUAUAUCUUGUACAGGAGUUCGUCUACGCUUAUCAGGUACGGAACGACAUGGACAAGCUGGCAAAGGUGAUGUUUCUUCUGCUAUGUCACAUCACCUCGAUCACUAAACAGUACGUAUUUUAUACUGACGCCGACCGCAUCGAUUGUAUGAUCACAGAUUUUGAUGAGCAGGCGUACAACUGCAGGGAGCCGGCGGCGCGAGUCCUGCUGGAGGGCACGGCUCGCAGCGCCGCCCGCCUCGUCCGCGUCUACUCCUCCACUGCCAUAGUCACCUGUGUCAUGUGGAUCAUAUUCCCUAUUAUCUAUUACGUCCGUGGGUAUCCCGUCGAAUUCUCGUUUUGGAUUAACAUCGACCACUCGCGUGCAUAUAUGUUUGUUAUAAUCUUAAUGUAUUCUUUCUACGUGACUACUCUAGUCGGCGUAGCGAAUACAACUAUGGAUGCAUUUAUGGCCACUGUUCUAUACCAGUGUAAAACACAAUUAAGAAUAUUAAGAUUAAAUUUUGAAAAUCUUCCGGAGAGAGCAAAAGUAAUAGUAAACACCAAUCACGAAGAGUUGUAUGAAAAUGUUUUGAUGAAGUUGUUUUUGGACUGUUUGGAUCAUUAUAAACGUAUAUCAGAGAGCGUUACACAACUACAAAAUAUAUUCGGUGUAGCAAUUUUCAUUCAAUUUGGUAUCGGAGGCUGGAUUUUAUGUAUGGCUGCUUAUAAACUAGUUAGCAGCAAUCGAGUGAUAGAGUCAAUCUACAGCAUGGAUUGGUUGCACGCGCCGCUCUCGUUCAAGCGGUGCAUUGUGCUGACUAUGGAGCGCGCCAAGCGGCCGCUGCUGCCAGUCGCCGGGCACAUCAUACCGUUAUCCCUCAACACUUAUGUAACGAAAGCAGUGACAAGUGCGUCUAUCGCCUGUCGAGUGAAGCCAGGCGGGGCUCGUCAACAAGAUACUCUCAAAAAUUGA